This is a messenger RNA of Clunio marinus, 303 nucleotides long. NCBI's taxonomy places the organism in Eukaryota, Metazoa, Arthropoda, Insecta, Diptera, Chironomidae. The record is from the annotation of a GenBank genome assembly.
AUGAAAUCGAGAAAAAAGGAUCCUCAUGCAUUUAGAUCUUAUCACAAAUUGCUUACAGAAAUAGUUACUUGCAUGUUCAACAUCAAAAAUUUUAAAUAUUUUUUUUAUUGCAUGAAACGUUUACUUCCUUCUGGCUCUGAACUGGAAAAAUUAAUUGAAAAUGUGUUCAAACAUUCAAUAGUAAAGUUCUACAGCAAGACAAGUUCCAUUCAUUUACAAAAGUCCCUUAUUAUGAAUGACAUGUCUAUGAAAGCCAUAAAACAAUUUGCCUCAAGGAAUUUGUGCUUCCAUUUAACUCGAUGA